Penicillium argentinense is the source of this 1614-nucleotide messenger RNA. RefSeq lists its product as uncharacterized. Gene Ontology annotation, molecular function: heme binding; iron ion binding; oxidoreductase activity, acting on paired donors, with incorporation or reduction of molecular oxygen. Bases 1 to 1614 code for a protein of 537 amino acids. The transcript is spliced from 8 exons. Lineage: Eukaryota; Fungi; Ascomycota; Eurotiomycetes; Eurotiales; Aspergillaceae. The record is from RefSeq and is a predicted model, not a curated record.
AUGGGCUCCAACGAAAAGUACGAAUAUGUCUUUGAGGAGACUAUCGAGAACCGACGUCUUGCUGGCCAGCACCAGGCCCUCAAGAUCGGAAUGGGCAAGCUGGUCCUAGCACCUUUGCAUGUUUCUCACAAGGGUUUGAGAAUUCUCGACACCGGAACGUCCGACGGCUACUGGCUGGCUGAUUUCAGGCACUCUCUUGCUCACCCUGAAUCGUAUGAACUGACUGCUGGUGGCGCAGAGCUCUCUGGAACCAUGGCCCAAAUCCUGGCUGCAAACCUGCUCGACUUGGUGCACCAGCGGUUGACUCUCUUCGGUCUUGGCACAAAGUCGAAAGAAUGUGUCCUGGAGCUGAUGAAGAUUGUCAAGCCGGGUGGAUGGAUCCAGCUGAUGGCUGCCUUCUCCCUUCUGAAUGCUAUUAAGGCAAAACAAAACUCCCUCUCAACGCUCAUAAUAGUGAACACAUCCUUGAUUCUUUUCGCCUACUUUCUCAUCUCCCGAUCCCUCCUCUUCAUCCGUCGACGCCGCUUCAGCCGCGAGAAUGGCUGCAAACCACUACUUGCGCGAUACAAGGACCGUUUAUUUGAAAUUUCCUUUAUCAUCGAAAACGCCAAAGCCUUCAAGCAAAAAGCCUAUCUGUCCAAAUUUACCAGCCGAUACUUCACAAUAGCCCAUACCCACGAAGUCCUCGACCUAGGUGGACGAGGCGUUUUUACCAUCCACCCACUGAAAAUCAAAACCAUGCUCUCGCUGAAAUUCAAGACUACUCCCUGCGUAGUCGACCCGAGUGUUGAAAAUGCAGAAACGAUUGACCUGCUGCCGCUUUUCUUCCGAUUUACAAUGAACUCCUCAACCGAGUUCCUAUUUGGCACAUCAUCUCAUACACUCACUGAGGGAGGUGAUCAAAUCUUCAGUGACUCCUUCGUCUACGGCCUGUAUGACAUCGCUCUCGGAAUGCGACUAGGUCCCUGGCAGCGAUUCCGUCGUACAGACCCGAAAGCAGUAGAAGCGCACCGGUUCUGUCGAGAAGACGUCGACAAACACAGAAAACUCCGCGACGAGCUACUCAGUCUACUCCUCGCCGGACGGGACACAACAGCCAGUCUGAUCAGCAGCCUCUUCUUCAGUCUCGCGAAACGUCCCGAUAUCUGGAGAAAGCUUCGCGAAGAAAUCAUCACAGAGCUCAAUGGUCAGAAACCAACUUACGAUCAGGUGAGGAACUUGAAAUACGCAAAAUACUGCGUCAACGAGACCCUCCGACUUUACCCAUCAGUCCCCAACAACGCAAAAAUGGCCACAAAGGACACAAUCCUACCAGUCGGCGGAGGGCCCGAUGGCAACGCACCAAUCCUCAUUGAGAAGGGAACCAUGGUAAUCUACACCGUCUACGUAAUGCAUCAUCGCAAGGAUCUAUUCGGUGAAGAUGCGGAGGAAUUCCGACCCGAACGCUGGGUAAAGAAUGAUUUUAUUUGGCAAUAUCUCCCUUUCAGUGGUAGCCCGCGCGUAUGCUUGGGUCAACAGUAUGCAUCUACUGAGACGCUCUAUGUACUUGUGCGGUUUACGCAGGAAUUUGAAGAGAUCAAUAUCGGGAUGGAACGGAUUGGACCGAAGAUCUGA